Maudiozyma saulgeensis is the source of this 1206-nucleotide messenger RNA. Lineage: Eukaryota; Fungi; Ascomycota; Saccharomycetes; Saccharomycetales; Saccharomycetaceae. The record is from the annotation of a GenBank genome assembly.
AUGACAAAUAUGUUAAUUAGACCAACAAAGGAAGAAUUAGAAAAUUUUGGUGAACCAGAUUUCACAGUUUGGAAUGCAGGUCAAUUUCCUGCAAACAAAAAUACAGAAGAUAUGACAUCAAAGACAACAGUUGAAAUUAAUUUUAAAGCAAUGGAAAUGAUUAUUUUAGGUACAGAAUAUGCAGGUGAAAUGAAAAAGGGUAUCUUUACAGUUAUGUUUUAUUUAAUGCCAGUUCAUCAUAAAGUUUUAACUUUACAUUCUUCAGCAAAUCAAGGUAUUCAAGAAGGUGAUGUUACAUUAUUUUUUGGGUUAUCAGGUACAGGUAAAACAACAUUAUCAGCAGAUCCACAUAGAUUAUUAAUUGGUGAUGAUGAGCAUUGUUGGUCAGAUAAUGGUGUCUUUAAUAUUGAAGGUGGUUGUUAUGCAAAAUGUAUUGAUUUGUCGGAAGAAAAAGAACCAGAAAUCUUUAAUGCAAUUAAAUUUGGUUCUGUCCUUGAAAAUAUUGUUUAUGAUCCAGCUACUCGUGUUGUUGAUUAUGAAGAUAAAUCAAUUACAGAAAAUACAAGAUGUGCUUAUCCAAUUGAAUAUAUUCCAAGUGCAAAAAUUCCAUGUUUUGCAGAUGCUCAUCCAAAAAACAUUGUUUUAUUAACUUGUGAUGCUUCUGGUGUAUUACCACCAAUUUCAAAACUAACUCCUGAACAAGUAAUGUAUCAUUUUAUUUCAGGUUAUACAUCAAAGAUGGCAGGUACGGAACAAGGUGUUACUGAACCAGAACCAACUUUUUCAUCAUGUUUCGGUCAACCAUUCUUAGCUUUACAUCCAAUUAGAUACGCAACUAUGUUGGCAGAAAAGAUGUCUAAGCAUAAUGCUAAUGCCUGGUUAAUUAAUACCGGCUGGACCGGUGCUUCUUAUGUAUCUGGUGGUAAACGUUGUCCAUUGAAAUAUACUAGAGCUAUAUUAGAUUCUAUUCAUGAUGGAACCUUAGCACAAGAACAAUAUGAAACUUUACCUGUAUUCAAUUUACAAGUACCAACACAUGUUUGUGAUGUUCCACCUGAAUUACUAAACCCAAUGAAAAAUUGGGCACAAGGUGAAGCUAAAUAUAAUACAGCUGUUACGAAUUUAGCAUCAUUAUUUGUUGAAAAUUUUCAUACUUAUGAAGAUAAAGCUACUCCAGAUGUAUUAGCAGCAGGACCACAAUUUUAA